AUGGGUGACAAAGGCGAUUGGGGUGAUUUCUUUUUGAAGCAUUUGAUUGAUUUAAAAAAUUAUGCCACUGGACUUGGAUGGGAUGCGGCUAAGGGAACUGUUGAUUGCCCCCAGGAUUGGUGGGAUGAACACCUUGCUAGGUGCAAUAAUCGUGAAAAAGGGCUUAAAUGCAAUCAUGUGAGGUUCAGAAAACAAGGACCGAAGUACCUUGAUGAUCUUGAUCUGAUUUUCGGCAAGGUACAUGUGACUGGGGCCACUGCAGCUUGUCCUGGUGAUAUAUCUUCGGAUGAGAGUGAUGAUUGCGUGGCCGAGGUGCCAAAACCUCCACCUAAAGAUGAUGUCAAGCUGGCUGAUUUGAAGCAAAAAGGGAAAAAGAAACGCAAGAGCUCCUGUACUAUUGCUGAAAGCAAAGAAGAAAAGAGUCCAUUUUAUCGAAUGUACAAAAACACAUGUUUGAAGAUAGAAAGUGCAGCAGAUAGGAUCUCUAGUGCAUCUGCCACCUCAGCUUCUCCCACUAAUGUUGUCCCCACUAUUGGAGAGGCUAUGAAGAUGGUCGAAGAGUGUCGGGUGGAAGAAGGAACUCCUCUAAUGCACACUGCCACCAUGCUGAUCAUGAAGCCUGAAUUUAGAGAGGUCUUCAGCCAUCUGAAAACAAACAAAGGAAGGUUGGAUGUCCUUGAGAGAGAGCAUGAGAAGGAGAUGAGGCGCUAG
This is a messenger RNA of Miscanthus lutarioriparius, 711 nucleotides long. The record is from the annotation of a GenBank genome assembly. NCBI's taxonomy places the organism in Eukaryota, Viridiplantae, Streptophyta, Magnoliopsida, Poales, Poaceae.